AUGGGCCAGGAUUAUUACUCGGUGCUCCAGAUCACUCGCAAUUCAGAGGAUGCCCAGAUCAAGAAGGCGUACCGGAAACUGGCCCUUAAGAACCACCCACUCAAGUCCAGUGAGCCAUCCUCAGCAGAGACAUUCAGGCAAAUAGCAGAGGCCUAUGAUGUGCUGAGCGACCCUGUGAAGAGAGGCAUCUAUGACAAGUUUGGAGAGGAGGGCCUGAAGGGCGGGAUUCCUCUGGAGUUUGGAUCCCAGACCCCAUGGACAACUGGUUACGUCUUCCACGGCAACCCUGAAAAGGUUUUCCAUGAGUUCUUCGGAGGAGACAACCCCUUUGGUGAGUUUUUUGAUGCAGAAGGAAGUGAGGUAGAUUUGAACUUUGGAGGGCUCCGGGGCCGAGGGGUCAAGAAACAGGACCCCCCAAUCGAACGAGACCUCUACCUAUCCCUGGAGGACUUAUUCUUUGGCUGCACCAAGAAAAUUAAGAUCUCCCGAAGGGUGCUGAACGAGGAUGGGUACUCCUCUACCAUCAAGGACAAGAUUCUCACAAUUGAUGUGAAACCCGGUUGGAGGCAGGGCACACGGAUCACCUUUGAGAAGGAAGGGGACCAGGGCCCCAACAUUAUCCCAGCCGACAUCAUCUUCAUCGUAAAGGAGAAGCUACACCCUCGCUUCCGCAGGGAGAAUGACAACCUCCUUUUUGUGAACCCCAUUCUCUUGGGCAAGGCUCUGACCUGCUGCACCGUGGAGGUGAAGACCCUGGAUGAUCGUCUGCUCAACAUCCCCAUCAAUGACAUUGUCCAUCCCAAGUAUUUCAAGAAGGUGCCAGGUGAGGGGAUGCCACUACCUGAGGACCCCACUAAGAAGGGAGAUCUCUUCAUCUUCUUUGACAUCCAGUUCCCCACCCGCCUCACACCCCAAAAGAAGCAGAUGCUGCGCCAGGCAUUGCUGACAUAACUGGUGGGCUGGGGGCUGGAGCACGGGAGAAGGCUACCUGGACCUUAUCCCAUUCCUGCCUCAGGAUGUGCAAGGGAGCCAGCCUGCUGCACAGAUGUGAUGUGAGGAUGGGAUGGCAUGGGAUGGCAUUCUUUUAAACUGACACAAUAAAGAUUUAUUUCCUAUCUUCCAGUUGCACCCAGAAGACUGUGUUGGAGGGAGAGG
Molecule: messenger RNA, 1155 nt
Organism: Neomonachus schauinslandi (Hawaiian monk seal)
Lineage: Eukaryota; Metazoa; Chordata; Mammalia; Carnivora; Phocidae
Gene: DNAJB13
Product: DnaJ heat shock protein family (Hsp40) member B13
Exons: 8
Coding region: 1-951 (316 amino acids)
Cellular component (GO): cytosol
Molecular function (GO): protein-folding chaperone binding
Source: RefSeq, a predicted model, not a curated record